Molecule: messenger RNA, 4050 nt
Organism: Aspergillus udagawae
Lineage: Eukaryota; Fungi; Ascomycota; Eurotiomycetes; Eurotiales; Aspergillaceae
Product: putative ABC multidrug transporter
Exons: 8
Coding region: 1-4050 (1349 amino acids)
Biological process (GO): transmembrane transport
Cellular component (GO): membrane
Molecular function (GO): ABC-type transporter activity; ATP hydrolysis activity; ATP binding
Source: RefSeq, a predicted model, not a curated record
AUGGACACUCCCUCAUCCGGCACGAUCGACCUCGAACAUGGCGAGAGGGGCCUACGAAAGCGACUAACCCUCACAUUUCGGAAUGUCAGUGUCCACGUUACAGCGCCGGAUGCUGCCUUGGGAGACACACUUCUCUCCGUGGCUGAUCCGCGGCAGUACCUGGGUUUCUUGAAAGGGAGUCGGCCGAAAAGGACUAUCCUGAAAGAUGUCAGUGGGCAGGUCAAACCAGGCGAAAUGUUACUGGUGCUUGGUCGUCCCGGGUCAGGAUGUACCUCGCUUCUGCGCGUCCUCUCCAACGACCGCGAAUCUUUUGACGAAGUCGUCGGCGAAACCCAAUACGGGAGUAUGGACCACGUCGCUGCGAGACGCUUCCGGCAGCAGAUAAUGUUCAACAACGAGGACGACGUGCACUUCCCCACGCUGACGGUCAACCGCACGAUGAAGUUUGCGCUGCGGAAUAAGGUGCCCCGGGAACGGCCGGACGGACAAGGGUCCAAGGAGUUUGUGCAGGAGCAGCGGGAUGCGAUCCUCGAUUCGCUGGGGAUUCCGCACACGACGAAGACGCUGGUAGGAAACGAGUUUAUCCGCGGUGUCUCUGGUGGUGAACGGAAGCGUGUGUCGCUCGCCGAGGUGAUUGCCGGACAGAGCCCGAUACAAUUCUGGGAUAAUCCGACCCGUGGUCUCGACUCCAAGACGGCUGUUGAAUUCGCCCGGUUGCUGCGCCGCGAGGCGGACAUUAACCACAAGACUAUGGUGGCCACCAUGUACCAGGCUGGCAACGGCAUCUACAACGAGUUCGACAAGGUUCUGGUUCUGGCCGACGGACGGGUGACCUAUUACGGACCGCGCCAGCUGGCAAGGAGCUAUUUCGAGGAUAUGGGCUUCGUCUGUCCGAAGGGAGCCAAUAUCGCUGACUUUCUGACCUCUGUGACUGUGCUCACCGAGCGCAUUGUACGGCCCGGGAUGGAGGACAAAGUUCCCAGCAGCGCGGACGAAUUCGAGAGCCGCUAUCGCCAGAGCGAUAUCUAUCAAAAAGCAAUGGAAGGUGUUGACCCGCCGGAGAAACUCACCCACGAGGUGGACGAGCUGACGGCCGCCGUGGCCAGUGAGAAACGCAAGCGGCAUUUACCUCGGGCCCCAAGUGUCUAUACCACAAGUCUCUGGGAGCAGAUACGGGCGUGCACCAUCCGCCAGUUCCAGAUUAUGGCAGGAGACAGACUGUCUCUCAUAAUCAAGGUGGUAUCAGCCAUCCUGCAGGCCUUGGUCUGCGGAAGUCUGUUCUACAACCUCAAAGACGACAGCUCGUCCAUCUUCCUGCGCCCGGGCGCGCUGUUCUUCCCUGUUCUCUAUUUCCUUCUUGAAUCCAUGUCCGAAACGACCGCCUCGUUCAUGGGCCGGCCUAUUCUCUCACGCCAGAAGCGGUUCGGAUUCUACCGGCCGACGGCAUUCUGCAUCGCCAACGCCAUCACCGACAUCCCUGUGGUCCUCGUGCAGGUCUCUUGUUUCUGCAUCAUCCUAUACUUUAUGGCAGCCCUGCAGAUGGACGCCGGUCGGUUUUUCACUUAUUGGAUUAUUGUCAUCGCAAACACGCUCUGUUUCAUGCAGAUGUUCCGCGCGGUGGGCGCCCUCUGCAAGCGAUUCGGCAACGCAUCCAAGAUCACCGGGCUGCUAUCGACCAUUUUCUUUGUCUAUGGAGGCUACCUCAUCCCAUACGAGAAAAUGCACGUCUGGUUCCGCUGGAUCUUCUACCUCAACCCCGGCGCAUACGCCUUCGAGGCCCUCAUGGCCAACGAGUUCGUCGGGAAAUCGCUCCAGUGCGUGCAGCCGGACUACAUUCCCUACGGGUCUGGAUAUCCCGGCUCGGAAUCCCCGUACCGGGGGUGCUCGAUUCCCGGGAGCGAGGGCGACAUGAUUAUGGGGGCGGAGUAUAUCCGCGCGCAGUACAGUUACUCGUGGCAUCACAUCUGGCGGAGCUUCGGGGUGAUUGUCGGCUUCUGGGUUUUCUUUAUCGUCUUGACGGCGAUGGGGCUCGAGUUGCUCAAUAGCCAGGGCGGAUCGUCUGUGUUGCUGUACAAGCGGGGGAGCCAGAAGACAAAAUCGGGAGAAACCCCGACCCCGGUGCAGGAGGCCGCGCUGGAGUCGCAUGUCAAGCAGUCGACCUUCACCUGGCAUGACCUCGACUAUCAUGUACCCUACCAGGGCGAGAAGAAGCAGCUCCUGGAUAAGGUGUUUGGGUUCGUGAAGCCAGGGAACCUGGUUGCGCUGAUGGGGUGUUCAGGUGCUGGAAAGACGACACUUCUGGAUGUGCUGGCCCAACGCAAGGACAGCGGCGAGAUCUAUGGUUCGAUUUUGAUUGACGGCCGGCCGCAAGGAAUCAGUUUCCAGCGCACGACGGGAUACUGCGAGCAGAUGGACGUGCACGAGGCGACGGCCACGGUCCAGGAGGCUUUGGUGUUUUCAGCGCUCCUGCGCCAGCCGGCUCAUGUUCCGCGGGAGGAGAAACUGGCCUACGUAGAUCACAUCAUUGAUCUGUUGGAGCUGCGGGAUAUCAGCGACGCGUUGAUUGGAGUCCCUGGCGCCGGGUUGAGCAUCGAGCAGCGGAAGAGAGUCACGCUCGGCGUGGAACUCGUCGCCAAACCGACAUUGCUCUUUCUGGAUGAACCCACCAGCGGUUUAGACGGACAGUCCGCGUACAACAUCAUCCGGUUCCUGCGGAAGCUGGUCGACGGCGGCCAGGCGGUGUUGUGCACGAUCCAUCAGCCCUCCGCUGUUCUUUUCGAGGCCUUUGACUCGCUCCUGCUGCUCGCUCGCGGCGGCAAGAUGGCGUACUUUGGUGAAACAGGCAAAGACUCGCAGAUCGUCCUGGACUACUUCGCUCGGCAUGGAGCGCCGUGUCCACUGGACGAAAACCCCGCCGAGCACAUCGUCGAGGUGAUUCAAGGCAACACGGACAAGCCGAUCGAUUGGGUGCAGGUGUGGAACGAGUCCGAGGAGAAACAGCGCGCCCUUACCCAGCUGCAAGACCUCAACGCCCGCGGCAAAGCCGACACCAACUACGUUGAGGAUACUGCCGACUUCGCGACCUCGAAAUGGUUCCAGUUUACGAUGGUGACCAAGCGGCUGAUGGUGCAGUUGUGGCGGUCGCCGGACUACGUCUGGAAUAAGAUUAUUCUGCAUGUGUUUGCGGCGCUCUUCAGCGGCUUCACCUUUUGGAAGAUCGGUGACGGCACGUUUGACCUGCAGCUGCGGCUGUUUGCGAUUUUCAAUUUCAUAUUUGUUGCGCCGGGGUGCAUCAACCAGAUGCAGCCGUUCUUCCUGCACAACCGGGAUAUUUUCGAAGCGAGAGAAAAGAAGUCCAAAAUCUACCACUGGCUCGCCUUCAUCGGCGCCCAGACCGUCUCCGAAAUCCCCUACCUCAUCCUCUGCGCCACCCUCUACUUCGCCUGCUGGUACUUCACCGCAGGAUUCCCCGCCACCGCCAGCAUCUCGGGACACAUGUACCUGCAGAUGAUCUUCUACGAGUUCCUGUACACGUCGAUCGGGCAGGGGAUCGCGGCAUACGCGCCCAACGAGUACUUCGCGGCGGUGAUGAACCCCGUGCUGCUCGGCGCGGGGCUGGUCAGCUUCUGCGGUGUGGUGGUGCCCUAUUCGCAGAUGCAGCCAUUCUGGCGGUACUGGCUGUACUACCUCGAUCCGUUCACGUACCUGGUCGGAGGCCUGCUCGGCGAGGUCCUCUGGGAUGUGCAGGUGCGCUGCGAGCCGUCGGAACUGGUGCGGUUCAGUGCGCCGGCGGGACAGACGUGCGGCGAGUACAUGGCUGCGUUUCUGGCGGAGAAGCCGGGGUAUCUGGUUGAUGGGAAUGCGACGGCCUGCGAGUUCUGCCAGUAUUCCACUGGGGCGGACUAUGCGCGGACGUUUAAUCUGAAGGAGCGGUAUUAUUCUUGGAGAGAUACCGGGAUUACGGCGCUGUUUUGCAUUUCGAGCUAUGCGAUGGUGUUUUUGAUGAUGAAGCUGAGGAGCAAGAAGACCAAGAGUGCCAGGUCGGAGUAG